Messenger RNA from Aspergillus ruber CBS 135680, 1211 nucleotides. RefSeq lists its product as uncharacterized. The transcript has a single exon. Lineage: Eukaryota; Fungi; Ascomycota; Eurotiomycetes; Eurotiales; Aspergillaceae. Bases 204 to 941 code for a protein of 245 amino acids. The record is from RefSeq and is a predicted model, not a curated record.
CUUGUAUACAUCAAACCGGUUGUGUUUGAAGAUUUGAAACAUCGGCAACGAGAAGGUCAGUGAUCGAGAUGCGAUUGAGGCGCCACCAGAGAAUAUAAAAUGGCUGGAAGUAUCGUACAAACAUCUAUCCACCAAUUCAUUCUUCACUUGUCCCAUCGGCGCCUACCAAGUGACUUACGCGAAACCGCAAAGCAAACUUCAUCAUGAAAAUCACUCCAUUUCUCAUCGCAAUCCUCCCGGCCCUAGUCUCUGCCAAUGUCGGACUCAGCUGGAGCAUCGCUAACGUCUCCUCCUCGGGCCUAAAAGACAUCACCUUCCCAAUGGCCAUGCCCAAUGCCAAGCACGAGGGUGGACUCUACUUCGCUCAGCAAUUCGAUUUCGUUGGAGCUGAUGGUGUCGGAUACACAGGUCUACAGCCUAUGGCCGACACUUCCAACGGAAGUAUGGUCCAUGCCGUAUUUUCGAGCUUUGUCGCAGGGACCAAAAGCACGGACACAGAGAACUGCAGCGAUGGUGCAGAUGGUGGUCCUGGUGUGAGCUGUGCCAUUGAAAUCCCAGCGCCAUAUUCACACCCAUACAACCUGGUGAUCAAGAACACGCACGGAACCACCUGGACUGGAACCCUCGUCGAUGCAGUCCUGGGCAACGCAACGCGUAUCGGCUCAUAUACACUCCCUGCUGGAUCCGGGGGGGUCGGUUCCUCCCAGGCGGGCUUUGUCGAGUAUUUUCUGUUCAACGUGGAAGACGCAGAGGAGAAGGGUGAAUGUGGGAAGGUGCCACGCGCGGAUGUGACAUUCUGGCCACCUAGAACUAAUACCUCCCGCUUUGGUGUUGGGGAGUUGAGCGAGCCCCAUGCGUACAGUGGUUGUGAGGAGGAGGGCAACUUUAAGACGACACAGGUCAAUGGAGGGGGAUACAGGAUUACCGUUGGAUAUGUCUAGAAGUCUGUGUUUAGAUCUGCCAGACCAUUGCUUUUGUCAGGUCUUUUCAGAUGUACCUGUCAGAUAGAUACAAAACCGAUCCUGUCACUCAAACUCGCGUUGAUUGCGCGUGUCCAGGGCAUCAGUAUUACUAUAAGCACUUAUUCAGAAGUGCGUAUAGGAAAGACUGUUCAAAUCUGAUAAAACGGAUUAUUUACAAGCAUUCUGGCGCCCAAUAACUAAACAAAGAGGUAGGCAUUGCUAAUACAUCGAACAAACAAAUGAAAUGCG